Molecule: messenger RNA, 5462 nt
Organism: Bradysia coprophila
Lineage: Eukaryota; Metazoa; Arthropoda; Insecta; Diptera; Sciaridae
Cellular component (GO): nucleus
Source: RefSeq, a predicted model, not a curated record
UGGAGUAAAUGAAAGAACUUGAAAAGAACGAUUGUGUGAUUAAUAGAAAGGCGAGACUUUGCUAAAUAUUUCCGUAAUAAACACAAAAUAAACGGCGCAUAAACAUUUAGAAAUUAGUUCAAUUUAAUAACGUUUUAUUAGCCGAUUAGAGUGUACAUAUUUUUCUACAGUAAAUGAAAGUGUUAUUGUGAUAUAUCUGUGAAAUAUAAAAACCCAUUUUGUCGAAUCGCAAACGAAGACGCAACAUUUCGUUUGCACUUUGUGGAAAAAAAAGGAACUUUCAUCCGAAAAGCGAAACAAUUUUCUUGUGUGUGUUGCAUCUAAUUCAAAUGGACGUGGAUACGAAUCGCUAAUAAUAUCUCAACUAUAGCCAUAAUAGUUGAAUGGAUUCUCAGUCAUUGUGCGCGCAUACCAAUGCCAAAGUCCAAAAUGGUCGUCAGCAUUAAUCAAAGCUAAAGCUUCAGAUUUCGCAAUUUCAUGAAAAGUUACUGAUCAUCGCCCUCAAAAUUGAAUAAAGUUCAGCGACAAAAAAACAUGGAACCUGUUCCUGGUCCAUGGCAGUACACAUAUAAUCGGUUGACAGGCGGUGUACAAGGUGCUGCAAGCAAUGAUUUACACCAUCAUUUUGCGCAAGCCGCAACAAACAGCGCAUUAAGUGGCCAUAAUUCAGCUGUCGGUGUUCCGUCAACAACAUCACAGCUACUUCUACAAGCAGCACAUUCAGCGACACCAGCUUUCAAUCCGAGCUCAUUUCUAAAUGCACCAGCUGUGACGUAUGAUGCUAUGUUUUCGCCAUUCCUGCAUCAACCGAAACCAGCCCAUUUCAACGCAAUCAAUGCUCAACAUCGACAAGUCAUAGCACAAGCUCAAGCACAAGCGGCUGUGACCAAGCAAGCAACCGAAGUGGAAUUAAUCCGAGAAAACUACUCGCAGCAACAUCAAACAUUAGCAGCGCAUAGCGGUUCCUAUUUUGAUCAGUCUGUGACCCCAGUGAGUGCUGCAUCAUUAGCAUGGCAAGAUGCAUCUGGACGAUUAAAUUAUUCUGGUAGUAAUAGUUCCGCAAAAAGUGCUGGGACCACAUCUAGGAACACCAACACGGUGAAUGUUCAGCAGCAACCUCAACCGCAAACGCAAUACCAACAGAGUGCCUCAAACUAUAGACAACAAUUUGCAUCCGGUUCCGAUGCCCAGGAAUAUGCAUUAGCAUCGAGGAGUAAAGCGAAUUCUAGCACCGAGUCCCAAUACUCCAGCAAUUCAACGCAAAACGGUUCGAAAGACUGUAAUGCGAGUGUUGUUGUUCCGCGAAGACCUAGUCCAUUGCAGUCGAAUUCACAAGCUUCGCCACUCGGUCACGUGCCAAGUCCUGCCUAUCCAAUGUAUAACAGCCCGUUAAAUUCAAUGGCAUCGCCACAAACCAGUGAUCAUCAACAAAGUCAAAAUGCUUACAAAUCAACAACUCCCAAUCAACACAUGGCGCCCAGAUCACCACUGGAUGUAUCAGUUACUGUGAGCCGACCGCCAUCACAAGGAGUUGCUUAUUCAUCGGUGAUAACGCGUGCGCUGAUUAACGAUCCCAAGUCAUAUUCAGACACGCGAUAUGAACGACCGGUUCAACAAACAACCAAUCAACAGCAACAGCAGCAGCAACAACAACGCCAAUGUUGGGACAAUGAAAGAGUGUCUCAGCAACAACAGCAAGUCAGAAAGUUUCAAGGGAAUACUUACAGUUCGAAUGUCAGUCAAACGUCAUCGAAUCAUAUUGUUGAUAUGCAUCAAGGGUCGCCACAACAACCGAAUCAACAAUCUCAAUCAAUUCUCAAUAACAUUCAGCAGCCGCAGGUUUUGCAACGAAAUUAUGAAACGACAGUAACUCCCGUAGCACCUGUUCUACAAGAUCUGAGUAGUUGUCGGGCCAGUGAUUCGAUGGCAUUAAUCAAGUCCAUGCAAAUGCUUUCUGGUCAUCAAUCUCAAAAUUGUCAAAUAAAUCAACAACAGAUUCAACAGCAACAGACACCCGUUGUUGAGAGUAAGCCUGCAAAGAUAACAGGCGCCAGAAAGCGGAAAACACCUGCGGAGAAGGUUAGAGAAAGUGUUACAGUGACGACUCCAGCGACUGUAACUGAACCGACUCCAACGGCUUCAUCAGAUUAUUUAAAUAGUCGGAUACCACCGCCUGCUCACACAACCAGUCAACAGCAACCCAUUCAGAAUGGUGCCUAUUUCGAUAUUGAGCGAUGGAAUCUACCUCCGCCACCUCCAAAAAAUUUUCCUACCAGUUCUGCCUUUACCCCUUCCCAGUCCUCAAUUCACAGUAGUAAUUUUAAUAGUCAACAGUCCUUUAUGGUGCCGCACAUUCACACUCACACGCCUCUUCCGUAUCUUCCAGCAUUUCACCUACCACAUCAUCCUGAUUAUCAGCUCUCAGAUAUAUCGUCCUCGACCCCAUCGGCUAUUAUUAGCAAUAGCAAUUUCAAUAAUAAUAGCACUGGAACGACUAGUGUUUCUUCCUCAAACUUUUCCUUGACGCCUGAGACACGCGAAGACGAGCCGCCUAAGGUUGUUGUACCGAAUAUAGAGGAAGAACUUGGGUUUCUUGCAGAAAACAAUCGAUCUGGUAGCAAUAGUGCUCAACAACAGCAGACAACUAAUAAUAGACAAACUCAACCAGCGCCACCAACACAACUAAACAGACCAGCCAAUAAUAAUGUGGCGACUCAUCAACCGCAACAGCAAUCACAACAACAGCAAUUGCCUGCACAAACACAACCAACCACAUCGAAUGCGGCAAAAGUGCUGGAGAAUAAGUUCAAGCCAAGUGGGCCGGGUGCUGGUUUCAUGGGAAGUUAUUUGAAAUUUUUGCAAGGUGAACGCGAUACGUCACCUCCACCGGCUAAUCGCGGCAAUCGUAAAACGUCAUGGACUAGACCGACGGCAAAUACUUUAGCCAGCACGUCAACAUCAGCCACCACAACAAAUACGACGGCCGGCGCCAAUGCCAAGCAAUUGAACCAAGUUAGUAAUGGUAUGAUUGCACAACAACAACUAUCAACUAAUCAAACCAUUCAACAGCAAACCCAGCAACAUAUUCAACAACAACAGCAAAAACUGGACGAGGACCAGCGGUACUAUCAAUCGCCUAAGGAUCGUAAACGAGCAGCAGACGACGAGUUUACGAAGCAACAAUUAAAUUCCAUAACUCCAUCGAAAAAGCAACCAGCGAAGAAAGCUCGCAACAAUUCACAACUCCAACAAACUCAACAGCAACAGCAGCAACAACAACAACAGCAACAAGCGCAUCAACAGCAACAACAGCAGAUACUCCCUCCACAACAGCAACAACAACAACAGCUAUUGCCGAAUCAAUCGCAGGCAAUUACUCAGUAUCAAAUGUCCCAGCAUCUGCAACAGCAGCAGACACCGCAAAUGAUGCAACAAAUGCAACAAAUGUACUAUCAACAGCCCGAUGAAGCAGAUCCGUUAGUUAUUCCAAUGAGACGCGAGACAUCCCAUCGUAAAGCGAAAGGUCGCAGCAUUGUCAAUUUGAUGCAGAAAUCUGGCAACGAUGACGAACAAGAAGAACCGGCCGAAUUCGUCGAUUCUGAUUCGGAUCCGGCAUGGACUCCACAGGCUGAUAAGGAUGAAGACGAAGACAUUCCAGGUCGGCGACGAGGUCGUAAAGGCAAGCAAUCGUUGAUUAGUAGCCGCAACAAACGUGGUAAAUCAAACAUUCUCACAGUGGCUGUCAAAGGUGCAGGCAUUAGUGAGUUCGAUUCGAGUGACGAUUCGCAGCCGAGCCAACAGCAAAUGUCCCUGUAUCAAUCGCAACCGAAUCAGCAAAUGAUGUACGGACAAGGAAACCGGCAGACUCAACAUGGAAUGCAGCAGAUUAUAGCACAGCAGCAACAUAAUCAGCAUUGCGAUGAUAACGAAUCGGAGUUCCGGGCUGGUGACUUUGUGGUUAAUCGAUCCGAGCUGAUUCAUGAUUGGCCUAGCAUUUGGCGGGUCGACAAUAAAAAUCUGCUGCAAAAGUACGAGCCGUUUACUCAGAAUGGAAAGACGCUGUACAAGAACAUUCAAACGUACGCUGCGUUAACACCUGAGCAUAAAUACGCCAAAAUACCAAUACGCGUUUACAACCAUCUCUCCAAUACGGGCAUGUUCGUCGAAUUUCUGCGAACCGAGAUGACCAUUGACGAUACAGAGAUGUUCAUCGAAAAGGUGAUGCAAGACUCUAGCGCCUAUCAGGACAAUUUCGAAGUUUACAUUCAGACUUUAAUAUCGCAAGCGCUGGAUUCGAAUUUUCUAACUGAAAUAACACAAGAGCAAGACGAUUAUUUCCUGUCCAACGUAAAAACAAUUGACGAGAUUACACACGAUCGAAAACGGCGUCUACUGAACAUCACACCGUGGCCGAAGACGAUGACACUGUCCGUCGAGACGUGGCCGUGCUACAAUAUCAUUUCGGAUUUGGGACAAGGUGGCACCAGUCAUCUGUUUUGCGUUGCUUGCCAUCAACCGGGCAUAUCGAUGCGAUUGAUGCUUUACGGCAAUCCGUACAAUCCGGCUACCAUUGAAAAGGUUGAGCCAGAUUGUCGAAUGGGAUUCGAGAAGGAUCUACUGCUGUGUCGAGUGUGUUCUUCCAGAGUGGAACUUUAUCACAAGAUAACUCAUCAGAAAUACUUAAUGUACAUCGAAUGUGCUAAGAAGGUAGCGGAGAAGAAUGUACAAGACCCUACCAAAGGAUCAACUGUCAUUUUGAACGAGUUGUUAGCUGAUGAUGUGUGGUUGGCACAGCUAUUCAAAAAUGUUCGCUUUGCUUGGGCUGAGGUUGACCACAUCGAAAGACAGAAUCGAUUCAUAGUGUCAGCACGACAGCAAUAAAUUGUUAAAUUGUGAUUUUCAUUAAAUGAUUAAAUGUGAAACUAAACUUAAAAUCAAUUUUUUUGUGGAAAUGCAUGAGAUAUUGUCGAGGCGAAGAUAAUUUUUGAUAUUUUUUUUUUUAACGAAUCUUAAUUUAGAGAAAACUUUUUUUUUUGUUAAAUCAGCAUUGGAUUUGAUUUUCCUUCCAAAAAGAAUGGUUUCCGUUUGUUUUAUAUAAUUUCUGUUGAAGUAAAUUUCGAAAUAUUUUUUUUUUACAUUUUUCAUUGUUUGUGUCAUUCACCAUUUGAUCGCCUGUGCGCCAUUUCACACAUAAGAAUAUUUUUGUGUGUGCGUGAUUUCAAUUAACACUUAUGUAAAUGUGGAGUAAAUCUGCCGAAUUUGAAUUCUCAAACAUUAUUUCUUGUUUACACUUUCAUUAAAUGACUUGUCGAUGUGCAAAGAAAAGGGAAAAUAUUGUCAAAAUAUCAUCUAAAAAUUGUAUAAUCCUAUAAAUGAAAUAUUUUAUUUUCUUGUUUCCUCUUCUGUUUUUUCUCUUUUUUUAAAUAAAGAUUACCUACUGGUAAAUACAAGAAUUUUACAAC